Beta vulgaris subsp. vulgaris (sugar beet) is the source of this 2644-nucleotide messenger RNA. Its product is annotated as phytyl ester synthase 1, chloroplastic. The transcript is spliced from 13 exons. The record is from RefSeq and is a predicted model, not a curated record. NCBI's taxonomy places the organism in Eukaryota, Viridiplantae, Streptophyta, Magnoliopsida, Caryophyllales, Amaranthaceae. Gene Ontology annotation, cellular component: membrane. Bases 412 to 2568 code for a protein of 718 amino acids.
UGUUCAAUAUUCAACACUUUCUUAAUUCAAUCUCAUUUUUGCUUUUUAUUUCACACCCAUCAAUUAUUGUCUCAAUCAUUAUUGGUCUCCAAAUUUGUUUCACUCUUCCCAGAACAUAAAUAUUUCAUCUUUCUCUUGUUUGAAUCUUCAUCUUUCUCUUUCAGUGACAUUGUAACAUUAGAUAUUUCUAGUUUUGUAGAGAAACCAUUCAAUCUGCUGUAAUAUAUGUCAUUUUCAGUAUAUAGGCUUUUCUUGAAUGGUAAGAAAAAGCUACAUUUCUAGUGUGAAUUGCUAUUUAGUUGGAGAGGUGUAGAGAACUUGGUUACUAUUAACUAUUAUUGUCUUUAGAUUAGGCCAUUUUUUUUGCAAUAGUUGUAGUUUGUUCUUGGUUAUUGGCUGAUUGUAUGAACCAUGACAUCAGUACUUUCUUUCCGGGUUUGUCCUAAUUUUCCCAGAAACUUAGAUUUCAAAUCCAGGUUUGGAGGUAGGAUUAUGUGUAAUUUAGAUGGUGAUAAUCCAAGAGCCUUAUAUCCAGGUAGUGUUAGUGUGAAUGGUGUUCCUGUUGCUAAGGAAAGUGAGAAAAUUGGGUCUUCAGUUGCUGGAGUAAAUGGGCAUGUAGGCGGCAUUGGUGGAGAGAAAGAUAGGGAUAAAAGAAAAGAUUCCGCGCAAUUAGAAGUACUAUGGGAUGAUGGGUUUGGGUCUGCAAGCAUGAAGGAUUAUCUUGAUAUUGCUAAAGACAUGACUAAGCCUGAUGGUGGACCACCUAGGUGGUUUUCCCCGGUAGAAUGUGGGCGUCCUUUGAAGGGUUCUCCUUUGCUUCUGUUUUUGCCUGGUAUGGAUGGUGUUGGGCUGGGUCUCAUUAUGCACCACAGAGCUCUCGGCAAGGUAUUUGAGGUUCAGUGUCUGCAUAUACCUGUUUAUGACAGGACACCUUUUGAAGUGCUGGUGGACAUUGUUGAAGAAGUAGUUCGGAAGGAGCAUGCUUCAUCUCCAAAUAAGCCUAUUUAUCUGGUCGGAGAUUCCCUUGGAGGAUGUCUGGCUCUUGCUGUUGCUGCUCGUAAUCCAAUGGUCGACUUGGUUUUAAUACUUGCUAAUCCUGCAACAUCACUGGAGAUGAGCCAGCUUAAACCAUUGUUUCCUAUUUUGGAGGCAUUGCCCGAUGAGCUUCACAACACGGUUCCAUAUCUCCUUAGUUUUGUAAUGGGUGAACCUGUGAAGAUGGCCAUGGUCAAUGUUGACCAGAAACUUCCUCCUAGUCGAAUGCUUAGACAGUUGUCUGAAAAUCUCACUGCUUUGCUGCCACGGCUGUCUGUCAUAUCUGAUAUCAUUCCUAAGGAUUCACUUGUUUGGAAGCUUAAGCUGCUCAAAUCAGCUGCUGCAUAUGCCAAUUCUCGACUGCAUGCUGUCAAAGCUGAAGUGCUUGUGCUUGCUAGCUUAAAGGAUAACAUGCUUCCUAGCGGUGAUGAAGCAAAAAGACUUUCUAGGAUGCUGAAGAAUUGUGAAGUUCGAACUUUCGUAGAGAAUGGGCAUGCACUUUUGCUGGAAGAUGGAAUCAAUCUACUCACUGUCAUCAGAGCCACUGGAAAGUAUCGUCGAUCAAGGAGGCUGGAUUAUGUCACUGACUUCUUGCCUCCAAGUCUUUCAGAGUUAAAAUUUGGAUUCGAUCAAAAUAGUGGAUUUUUCAGAUGGGUUCCAAAUUUUACCAGUCCUGUGAUGCUGUCAACUUUAGGAGAUGGAAAGAUAGUGCAAGGCCUCAGUGGGGUGCCCAGUGAGGGUCCUGUCAUACUAGUAGGUAAUCAUAUGCUGAUGGGUUUUGAGCUCCCUGGCCUUGUUGAAGCAUUUUUAAGGGAGAAGGAAAUUAUGGUUCGAGGUUUAGCUCAUCCAACGUUAUUUGCUCCAAGCUCCUCAAACAAUGAAUUGUCAUCUUUUGAUUACGCAAGACUAUUUGGUGCAGUACCUGUGACUGCUAGCAACUUCUUCAAAUUGUUUUCAACAAAGUCACACGUACUUCUUUAUCCUGGUGGAGCACGUGAGGCCCUACAUUACAAGGGUGAAGAAUACAAGUUAUUUUGGCCUGACCGACCUGAAUUUGUGCGGAUGGCUGCAAAAUUUAACGCCACAAUUGUACCUUUUGGAGUUGUCGGAGAAGAUGAUUUAGCAGAGUUGGUCCUUGACUAUGAUGACUUAAUGAGAAUCCCUGUGGUUAAUGAUGUUAUCCGAAAAAGUGUUGAUGAAGCUGUAAAAGUGAGAACUGCUGAUGAAGGGGAAGUUGGGAAUGAAAACCUCUUCCUUCCUGGACUUUUGCCGAAAAUACCCGGUCGCUUUUACUAUCUUUUUGGUAAGCCAAUUGAAACUCAAGGUAAAGAAGAGCUCCUGAGAGAUAGAAAGAGUGCAGAAGAAAUGUAUCUGCAGAUUAAAUCUGAAGUAGCGUCAAGUAUAGCUUAUUUACUUAAGAAGAGAGACGAGGAUCCUUACAGAAAUAUUAUUGAUAGAACCAUUUAUAGGUUGUUUUCUACUCCUGCACAAGAUGUGCCAUCCUUUUCCCCAGAAACAAAGAGGGAAGUAUAGGUACACAUAAUUUUGACUGUAUGAUAUGUAUACAUGUCUUGGUUCAAUAUUUCCUUAUAUUAUAAAAUUUAUAGCA